AUGGAAAUGCGUUCCCUGACCAGAUGCCUUCGUCCGAGGCCGGCUAUCUCGCAGCUCUACACCAAGCAGCCGUCGACCCUCCUGCGAGGCCAAUUCCUCCGCUACUCGUCAUCAGACAACGGAUCCAGCAACCCCCAGGGCAACGAGCGAAGCCCAACUACUCAGCCCGCACCCUCCUCUUCUCUCUCCCAAUCCCCUUCCGCAACUCCAUUCAGCAAGACCCCCAGAUUCACCACACCACCACGCAACUCCGCAGACUACGGGGAUUUCGAAACCGUCCUCAACAAUCUCAAUUUCAGCCGCAAGCAAACUCCCACCACCACAGACAACCCAGACGCCGCCUCUUCGCUGUCCCGCGACGUCGGCGCCUCCGCCAAAACAGACAACUACCGGCAACCGGUCCGCCGGGUGGAAUUGAAGCUCGGUCCUAGUCUGGGCCGUCAGGUGCACGUUGAGCCGGAGAAGGGGUAUGAUCUUGAGGCGGCGAUGCGGACGCUGAAUGCUGCGUGUAUGCAGAACAAGAUUCUGCAGACGCAGCGGAGGCAGAAGUUCCAUGUGCGGAGGGGGCAGAUGAGGAAGAAUCUGAGGAUGGAGAGGUGGAGGAAGUUGUUCAAGUUUUCGUUUACUCAUACUGUUACGAAGAUUCAAAAGAUGAGGUCGCAGGGGUGGUAA
Messenger RNA from Aspergillus chevalieri, 672 nucleotides. Its product is annotated as mitochondrial 37S ribosomal protein bS21m. The coding region runs from base 1 to 672 and encodes 223 amino acids. NCBI's taxonomy places the organism in Eukaryota, Fungi, Ascomycota, Eurotiomycetes, Eurotiales, Aspergillaceae. Gene Ontology annotation, biological process: mitochondrial translational initiation; translation. Gene Ontology annotation, molecular function: structural constituent of ribosome. The record is from RefSeq and is a predicted model, not a curated record. Gene Ontology annotation, cellular component: ribosome; mitochondrial small ribosomal subunit. The transcript has a single exon.